Messenger RNA from Zea mays, 1594 nucleotides. RefSeq names its product yabby 9. Gene Ontology annotation, cellular component: nucleus. Gene Ontology annotation, biological process: fruit development; abaxial cell fate specification; regulation of leaf development. The record is from RefSeq and is marked provisional. NCBI's taxonomy places the organism in Eukaryota, Viridiplantae, Streptophyta, Magnoliopsida, Poales, Poaceae.
AACUCCUCAUCCUCACUACCAACCAAGGCACUUUCUCGCCUCCCCCGUCUUCGCCCCCUUCUUUUCUCUCUCUCUCUCUCUCUCUCUCUCUCUCUCUCUCUCUCUCUCUCUGUAAGUUGCCAAAUCGCAGCUGCAGCAACAACCGAUCCAAUACAUACUAGGUUCCAUUGCAUCACACAUCAGUCACUCCAAACCAUCAAAUCACACACCCAUCAGAUCACAAAGGCAAAGAGGAGAGAGAGAGAAAGAGGGAUGAUGAGGACGACGAUGAGAGAGAGAUACUACUAAACUAUCUAUCCAUCAAUCAAUCAGGUAGCCCGGCAGCAAUCGCGUGCCGCCUUUCCACUCACGUACACCACCACCUCCCAGGCUCAGCUCGGUUCGUUCGUUGCCGCGUCAAAUCGGGACAAGAAGCCAGCCGGACCUGUUGCAGUGUUGCUUCGCCUGCCCUGCUGCUGUUGCUUGCGCCACGCACGCACGUACCUGAAGAAAGCAGCGACGGAUUGAUCGACCGGUGGUUCGCUGUCGCCACGGCCGGCAUGUCGUCCUCGUCCUCGUCCUCGUCGUCCUCCGCCGCCACGGUGUUCCCGCGGUCCCCGCAGCUGCCGCCUCCGGUCCUGGUGGAGAACGGCCUCACGCCGCUGCAUCAGCUUACGCCGGUAGCCGCGGCCGCGCCGGCCGCCGAGCAGCUCUGCUACGUGCACUGCUACUUCUGCGACACCGUCCUCGUCGUGAGCGUGCCUACGAGCAGCUUGUUCAAGACGGUGACGGUACGAUGCGGCCACUGCAGCAGCUUGCUCACCGUCGACAUGAGGGGCCUCCUCUUCCCGGGCACGCCGACGGACACGGUCGCGGGGGCCGCACCACCACCAGCUGCUGACACUAGUACGACUACCACCACCAUCACCACGGCGCCGCCGCCGGCCAACUCGGUCAACAACGGGCAGUUCCACCUCCCCCACUCGCUCAACCACCCUCACCACCAAUCCCUCCUGGUGGACGAGAUAUCCAGCGCCGCGAACCCGAGCCUGCAGUUGCAGCUGGAGCAGCACGGCGGCCUCGGCGGCCUGAUACUCGGCGGCAGCAGGAACACGGCCGCGCCGCCUCCGCCGCAGCCGCCUGCAGCGGGUAAAGGGGCCAAAGAGCCGUCGCCGCGCGCUAAUCCCGCCGUCAACAGACCUCCGGAGAAGAGGCAGCGCGUGCCGUCGGCCUACAACCGCUUCAUCAAGGACGAAAUCCAACGCAUCAAGGCUGGCAAUCCCAACAUCUCGCACAGGGAGGCCUUCAGCGCGGCGGCCAAGAACUGGGCGCACUUUCCACAUAUCCACUUUGGACUCAUGCCGGAUCACCAGGGGCUCAAGACGACAAGCCUGCUACCUCAGGAUCACCAGAGAAAGGACGGGCUUCUUAAGGAAGGGCUCUACGCGGCGGCGGCGGCGGCCGCAGCUCAUGCGGCAGCCAACAUGGGGAUUGCUCCAUACUAAUUAAUUUACAAUUACUCCUCCUCAAGCUUGCUACUGAUGGUACCUUGCUUCCGAGAAUCUCCCUUCUUUACAUUAGCUUGUUAAACGUUCCAAAUCACGUAUGUUCCUUC